Molecule: messenger RNA, 4619 nt
Organism: Drosophila mauritiana
Lineage: Eukaryota; Metazoa; Arthropoda; Insecta; Diptera; Drosophilidae
Gene: stj
Product: voltage-dependent calcium channel subunit alpha-2/delta-3
Exons: 24
Coding region: 398-4216 (1272 amino acids)
Cellular component (GO): voltage-gated calcium channel complex
Molecular function (GO): voltage-gated calcium channel activity
Source: RefSeq, a predicted model, not a curated record
UUCGCUGGCCAACAACACACACACACGGAAAAGUGCUGGGUCGCGCGAGAAAACUGUGGAAAAUUCAUUUAAGAAAUUGGAAAAACUCAGCAAAUACAAUGUACAGUGCUUGAGCGAGGGCGAGUAUUGAGUAGCAUCUGAAGGAAUCCAGUGAAGACGCGGGUGGUAUGCUACCGGAUGGCCAGGGCAGGUGGCCAAAACCGAGCUAACGGGAUAUGUGGUGCAAACGUGGUGCGUGCGUGGUGCCAGUGAGUGUGUGAAUGUGUGUGUGUGCAGCUGCAAAGUAGGCUAAGAAAAUCGCAGAGCCUGGUAUUUAUGUCGCGCUCCCGCUGGAUCGACCUCCAUCAUCAGCAGUUACUAGAUCAUUGGACUCCGAGGAUAGCGCUGCUCAAUCAUCAUGGCCUGGUCGCAUCUCCUGGCCUGGUGGCGCCUCUGCUUGGGCCUGCUCUCCGUUCUGGUCUGUUUGGCACCGUGCGUCAAUCUGCAGCCAGCCGAGAACAUCAACUACAAUCUCGUUCAUUCGUGGGCCGACAAAUUGGGCAUGGAGCUGUUUCAUCUGGGCGAUUUCAUCACCAGGCGCAAGGAGGUGCAAGAGAGUUUCAAGGAUGCAAAGGUCGUUUCGCGCAACGGCGCCUCUAUCGUCGAUUCGAUGGCCAAGGAAAUCGAAAUGAUGAUGGACCUAAAAGUCAGUGCAGUGAGGCGAAUCAUGGACACGGCUGAGAACACGGCGUUGUCGCAUCAGAACGACAUGGCGGACAAGAUGUUCUCCUAUUAUAGUGCCAAGGAGAUGCUGGAGCCCGGCGAUCCAGUACCGCCCAUUCCCACACCGGCUCCCGACAUGGAUAAGGACAUAGGCGAGCCGCUGAUCUACGUCCAACCGAAGGUGGUGGUGCUGGAACCGCGUCCGGAGUUCCACAAUACUCCGGUCAACUUUAGCGUCAGUUCGGUCCACGUGCCAGUCAAUGUGUUCGAUCGAGCACCGGAUGUGAUAAAAGCAAUUCAGUGGUCGGAGAAUUUGGAUCAGAUAUUCCGUGACAAUUACAAAAACGAUCCGACAUUGUCGUGGCAAUUCUUUGGCAGUUCGACUGGCUUUAUGCGUCAAUUCCCUGCAUCGAAGUGGCGAAAGGACGUACCGGUCGAUCUAUACGAUUGCCGACUACGCUCCUGGUACAUGGAGGCGGCGACGAGUCCGAAGGAUAUUGUUAUCCUGAUGGAUGGAUCCGGUUCAAUGUUGGGACAGAGGCUAGAUAUCGCAAAGCAUGUUGUCAAUACGAUACUCGAUACAUUAGGUACAAAUGACUUUGUGAACAUCUUCACCUUUGAUAAGGAAGUGAGCCCAGUCGUCCCAUGUUUCGAAGACACACUGAUUCAAGCCAAUCUGGGCAACAUACGCGAACUGAAAGAAGGGAUUGAACUGUUUAGACCCAAAUCGAUCGCCAAUUAUACCGCUGCAUUGACAAAGGCAUUCGAGCUAUUGGAAGAGACCAAGUUGAGUUCGCGCGGGGCGCAGUGCAAUCAGGCGAUCAUGAUCAUUGGCGACGGGGCGCCGGAGAACAAUCGCGAGGUCUUCGAGUUGCACAAUUGGCGGGACCCGCCGUACAAGCCGGUCCGUGUGUUCACCUACCUGAUUGGCAAGGAGGUGGCCAAUUGGGAUGAUAUACGGUGGAUGGCGUGCGAGAAUCAGGGCUACUACGUCCACCUCAGCGACACCGCCGAGGUGCGCGAGAUGGUCUUGAAUUACAUACCGGUUAUGGCCAGGCCGCUCGUCCUGGGCAGGCACGAUCAUCCGGUGAUUUGGUCGCAGGUCUAUGCGGACAUCGAGGACACGAAGCUAUCCGACUAUCUGUGGGACAUCAAUCAGUGCGAGUACCAGAAGGCCGAUGUCCUCGAGUAUUGGCAGGUGCACGACCGGAUGCUGGAGCCCAGCGAAAUGCACCGCCGGAAGUACAGAAGGAUGAAGGAGACCUGGAACCAGCCCGUGGACUCGAAUGUGUACCAGUUCAUGACCACCGUAUCGAUGCCCAUCUACGAUCGUCGCGAGAACGCGAAUAUCACCGAAGAAGUUUUAAUAAAUGAAGCACUCUGGGAAUUGCAAACACGUGAGACUAGGAUUGCGAAUAUAUUGGGCGUGGCCGGCACGGAUGUGCCCAUCAAUGAAAUCAAAAAGCUGCUGUCGCCGUUCACGCUCGGCGUGAAUGGCUAUGCGUUUAUAGUAACCAACAAUGGUUAUGUACUAUUCCAUCCAGACUUUCGUCCAAUUUUCCAAGGCUACAUAUUAAAGCCAGCAUACAAUAGCGUUGACAUGAUUGAAGUCGAGCUAUUGGAUGACGAUCGACCCGCCAGAGACUUUAAUCCAGUGCUGAUGACGAUAAGAGAUUCUAUAAUCAAUCAAUCGACAGGCAGCAAAUGGAUGCUGGUCAAAAAUCAUUUCGAUGAAAUGAAACGGGUGGCACGCAUAAAGCGACAAUACUACUGGACGGCCAUCAAGAAGACGCCCUUUACUCUGGUCAUUUCCUAUCCGGAGCAAUACGGCGUGAGUCACAUGGACAUCCGAGCUGACCAGGAGAUCCAUCGCAUAAGCAUAAAGGGCACAAACUUGCGCAGCGUUUUCAGCGGCAAGCGGUGGAAAAUUCAUCCCGACUGGCUAUUUUGCAAGCACAGCAACAGGACAUUCAAAACGCCAGAGAUCGAACUGCUGUACUUUCUCGAGCGUAUGUCUGAGCCUGGCUGGCGAUGGCCGGGAAGUCGGAGUGCUAUGCCCCCGGAGCACGCGGCCGCCAUGUUUUCUAACAACUCAUCAACCGGCCGUUAUCCAUCAAUCAAUGAAAAAGAAAGCUACUAUUGCGAUCGGCAGCUAAUGCAGGCUCUGGUCUUCGAUGCCCGAGUCACCGGGUGGUUCUCCAACAACACCAGCUUCAACUCCAAGGACGACAAGGGCACAAGCGCAUCAAGCCCAAUAGCUGUUCUAAUGGGUUUGCUGCCAAGAAACGAAUUCAAGCAGCGUUUUGGCGUCACCGUCGCCUUUUUGGCCACCCACAGUGGUCUCACCCGCUGGCAUGAGUUCCACUCGAAUGCUGCCGAGGAAUCCGGAGUCGGCGAGACUUUCAGCCAAAAUAACACGCGGGCCAUCGAUGAGAUUUGGUACAAACGCGCAGUGGACCAACAUUUUGUGCGGGAGGAGAGCUUCGUUUACUCCGUGCCCUUCGAUGCGGGUGAAAGCAACUCAGAGAUCCUGGUGACCGCCAGUCAUGCCGUUUUCCACAAUGAGGGCGGCAAGACUGCACCGGCGGCUGUUGUGGGCUUCCAGUUUCAGCACUCGGCGCUCUACAAGCUCUUCCACAACAUCACCGGCAAUGCCUGUGCCGUGGAUGACAAAGACUGCUAUAUACUGGACAACAAUGGCUAUGUGAUCAUUUCGACGAGGGUCCACGAGACGGGGCGAUUCUUUGGCGAGGUGAACGGAGCGAUCAUGAAGCGACUGCUGGAGGAGAAUGUCUACAGGCAGGUCACCGUCUACGAUUACCAGGCGGUGUGCUUCGAGUCCAAGAACGAUAACAACGCCUCCAGCAUGCUGCUUUCGCCCCUGUUCCAUCUGCUGCGCGUGGGCAAAUGGCUGCUGCAUACGGCGCUGUGGUAUAUUGUACAACUGUUGCAGUGGGCGCCCGGAGUGUCCAGCCACUAUGCGGACAUGUAUGGCGACUCCAAUGACACGGAGCCACCGCCGCCGGAGCCGCAUCCGGAGCACCAUGCCCGCAACGGCAAUGGGCAUGGGAAGAAGGACGAUGACCUCUGGCUGCGCUACUUGACACUCCAUCGCACCCGGCUCAAGCCGUGCGACAUGAAGCGCGAUCUGUACACGCUGUUCAACGAGAAGGACAACGUUGUCUACAAUAUGACAGCCCAUGCAUGUGAGCGGCCAUUUGUCGUCCUGCCCAUCCCGUUCAGCAACCUCAUCCUGCUGGUCAUCGACCAGCUGUGUCCCAGGGACGGCUCCGUCGUCCUCACGGUCAAUCCGCAGCCGAUCGACUACCAUCUGUCGGUCAACGAUUCGCUGGCCUGCUACAAGCAGGCUCGCGAGUUCAACCGCAUGCGACCCCACAGCUGCAUCAGUCGGCACGCGAACGAGAGCGGCAUUAAGCUGUGCGGAAAGGCCUGCUCCGUGUACGCGAACCUGGGGCUGCUGCUCCUCUGCCACAUACUGAGUCGCUGGCUGUAACGGCGGACGAUGGAUUUAGCUUAGAUCUAGGCAAUAUGUUUUUGUAUUAUAUACGAAGGGCAAUCCAGGAGGUGGGAAAAUUUUUUACUCUAACGCUUGAGCGCAGUUCAAUAUUUUUGGUCACCUAGAGAAACUUUUCCAAAUUAGUUCUUAAGUAGCUAAAUACGAGUAUCCGUAUCCGCGACCGAAUCCGGAAGCGGAUCCGCAUCAGCGAACGCGGACAGUGUGUGCCGCCUAUGACGGACUGGGCGCAGGGCUUAUGGUAGACCUUCCAAUAGACAGGACAAAAACAUAUAUUUACUGCAUUAACAUAUGAAUAUAAAUAUUAUAUAUUGUAUAACUGAAAAUUCCAACAACGGCCUUAAACGACUUGCAACCUUCAAGUAAGCUGAAUGCAAAGCGC